ACUGCAUUUAGGGAAUCCGGCAAAGAAGUUGUUCUGGAAUUAUUUGGUUUGUAAAACUCUGCUCCAACUUAAACAAGAGAACGCACUAAGCUGCGAGCUUCCACGCACGAUACAGUAAGGACAUCUUUACCAAGACCAGAGUCAGAACUCCAGUGAGAGCUGCAAUAUCGUGGCAGCGUUUAGCUUGGAUAGAGUAAAAUUCCGGGCUGCUGAUACAAUUUUGGCAACUCGAGAUGCGAUUGUGCGUCGGUUUUAUGUUGCUGUUGUGGAUUUGCUCUCUUUGUUACAACGGAGAAGGAGUCCCUGGAGAUUCAAUCCUGCGAAAGGCAAGAUGUUAUGCAAACUGCUUCACCCGGAACGGGGUUAAGAACGAAUCAGAGACUUCUUGCCUGACACAGGCCUGUAAAGAGUGUCUUGCACCUUGUAACGCGAAAAGGACAUUUCCAGACGAGAACUCAUGCAAAGCAAGCUGUAACAACGCCAAUAGUUGUUUAGAUAGUUGUGAGUUCCUGACAUGGCUGAAGAAUUUCCAGUCCUUAUCUAAUGGUGAUGGAUCCUUACUACCAGUUCCUGGGCCACUAAAUGUGACAAUUUUGAAUUUCACAUCACUCUCCUUACAGUGGUCACAUGUCCCAAACUCAAAUGGCACUCCUGUUUACUUAGUUGAAAUAACUUUUGAUGGUGAGGUAUCCAGAUUAGGUCCGUUCUAUCCGAACCAGGUCAUCGUCGAGUCAAAGGUGAUCUUCACCUUUAAUCACCCGUGUACCUUUACUCCAGAUAUAAACCAGCGCGCUGAGUUCAAAGAUAUUAAUUUCUCGUUUAGAGUUGCUGUUCUGACAGAAAACUCUUCUUUAAGCUACGGAAUCAAGUCAAAUAGCAUCGCCUUCCCAAAGCCAGAUCCAGUAACAAACGUGACUCUGGAUAGCAUAGUGUACGAUGGUAACCACGAUGGAAAUAAAUUACUGAUGACAUCUUCUUGGAAAGCACCUAAAGGACAAGAAAAUAUUGUUUCAAACUACGCCUUGCGUUGGAAACAGGAUUCUCAAUGCCGAGGAGGCAUCCUUUUCAGAAAUGGAGAAACCACAGGGCCUCAGACACGAUACACUAUGUCCCUGUAUGAGAAAAUGAAGAAAUGUACCCACGAGCUCGAGGUCUUUACCAUGAUUGGCUGCAGUGUGAGCGUUCCCGCAAUUUUAAUAUACACUUACCCAGGUUGUCAAAACAUCACAAGUUUUCCAAAAGACAUCUGCUACGAAUUUGACCCUCCAGAUGCACCAAUGGCAGACAGGAUAGUCACUAACAUCCGUCUCGCAGAACCUAUGACACCUGCACCGGACUACAGAUUUUAUGCGACGUUUACCUGGAACCCGCCAGUUUACCCUUACAAGAACAUAACUGAAUACGUGUUUAUAUUGUACAAGCAACCUGGAAAUCAGUUUAUAAACUUGGGUAAUGAGAAAACUCUUUCUAAUCGCAAGACCGUAAGUGAUCUUUUGCCAGGGACGAUUUACAAAGUUCAGGUCUAUCCAGUGUUUCAAGAUGGAAGGCCUUCGUCAAAAUUUAGUGAUGCAACUUUUACUACUCCGGGUGUUGAUCCAAACGAAGUGAAAGUAACCCAUUUGACCGCUGGCCAAUUCACCGAGUCUUCAGACGGUGGCAGUUUCAGUGUUCCUAUAUCAUGGGAAAAGCCAAUUUUUAACUACAGCACGCUUGUCUUUUACACAUUUUGGUACAAGAUCGGAAGCAAGAAUAGCACAGAGGAACUGAUGCCUAACGAGACAUAUUUCAACAUUUCUGGAAUACUGCAUGGUAAACUGAUCAGAUAUUGGGUAACGCCGCAUUACCAACACAACUGGAUCAAAGGAGCACAAGUGUAUGGAAACAUUACAGCGCCUGUUCCGAGUAAUGACGACACCGAAAUCAAAAGCCUAAAGUUCGGAGAGUUCGUGCGUGAGCUCGGAACUAGCAGAUACUCCAUAAAUGUCACGUGGACAGGACCAGUGUUUAAUUUCACCUUGAUCUCCUACAAUAUCGAGUACGAAUUGACGGGAUACCAGUCAAACAGACCUACCGUGCAGAUUAAUGUGGAAAAACCGAAGAUACUUUUGUCGGGAAUAAGACCUAAAGAAUUUAUAAGGAUUAAGGUUAAAGCAAUGUUUUCCAAUCCCAACGUCAAAGGGAAAGAAGCAACACUCUCGAAAACUGCCCCAGCUGCCGAUCCAAGCACACUAAACGUUCGAAACUUUACCUACAACUCUCUCAACUUAAGUACUGUAAGGAUUAAGUGGGAAAAACCGAUUUUCAGCGAAAGUAACGUCACAAAAUAUGACCUGAAAUACAAACGAAGAGGGAAUCCAGACAGAAAAAAGGCGUUCCACUUCGAGAUUGAUGAGGGGAGGACGUAUUUUGCCAUUCAUGACUUAAUCCCUGGCGACAGUCUAGUAGUAAUGGUGACGCCGAUGUUUGACGCUACUGCUAUCGCAGGAAUCACUUUAGAAACCACUAUAGAGCCUCAAAAGCCUGACAACCAGGAAAUACAAGUGCAAAACCUACGUGUAGGUUCGUUUCUCGAAGACGAAGAAAGCAACACUUUCAGCGUCAAUUUCACCUGGGAACCUCCGCCAUUCAAGUUUAGCACUGUGCACUCUUACACUGUGUCUUAUGAAUUAUACGGAGGUUAUUCAAGGGAAGAGCUUUCUUGUCCACCGUUUCAGAUGGACAGUCGCCGAUUAGGAUGUUCCAAAAGUGGAGAUAGCUUGACAUUUGUGCAGAUAUCUGGAAUGUAUCCACGCGAAAGCGUCACUGUGAAGGUUACGCCCACUUACAGCAACUCAUACAUCACUGGGGAAAUGGCAGAAGAAAUAGGAACUGCGCCUCAACCUAGAGAGGAGCUUGUUCAGGUUAAUGGUUUGAAGUAUGAUGAGAUUUUCCCGACUGCCAACAACACUUUCCGCACGACAGUAAGCUGGGGGAAGCCACUUUUCACCCACAGCGAUGUACAACACUACAGUUAUAAAGUGGUGGCCAUAAAUUCUCCAUUACGGAAAAGGAGGGAAACGCUUUCAAACACCAUUAUAACAACGACUGGUACCAAUGUUACGAUCAAUGGGAUCAGUCGAAUCGAUGGAGUCGAAUUCCAGGUUACUCCAGUAUUCGUUGUGUCUGAGGUUACAGGUGCAGAUGCCAAGAUCUCGCUUGCCUGGAAAUCCCAAACUGAUAAAAAUCCUCUGUCUGAUCCAAUGACCGCAACUGAACUGGCUGGGCUUGUCAUAGGAGUGAUACUAGCUGUAUUAAUAGCAAUAGCGUUACUCUUUUGGUGUUACCGCGAAAGACAAAGGCAGUUUGGAGCUAAAGGACGUGUCUCUGGCAAGAAUGCUCUAAUGAUUGAUCAUUGGGAGGUAGAUGGAGACUCAGUGACCCUGGAGGAGGAGCUUGGAGAGGGGGCCUUUGGAAAGGUGUACAAAGGGGUCCUCAAGGAAUCUACAUCACCAUCACGGAGACUCUCCAUCAUGCGUCCCAAAAGCCCCAUGCGUAGAAACACGCUCAAGCAGACGGAAGGACUUAUUGUAGCGGUUAAAAUGCUACAUGGAAUGGCAGAUAACGAUCAACGCAGAGAAUUUCUCGAGGAGAUACAGCUAAUGAAAGCCGUAGGAACGCACAAAAAUAUUGUUAAUAUGCUGGGUUGUUGCACUGUGGAGGAACCAAUGUUUUUGCUUGUUGAAUAUAUUCCUUAUGGAGACCUUUUGCAUUACUUGCGAAAACGUCGAGGAAAGGUAAAAGAAUAUCUUGGUGACGAAUCACGUGGUCCCUAUCGUUCCACAUACUGCGAAACAUACGUUAUGGACAAGCAGUUUGGAGAAAGAACAACAGUGGCCACAAGGAGUGACCGCAUUUAUGUAAACAGCCCUGAUGCACCAAAAGGUGACGAUGGAAAUAUUCAAAUUCUAUCAUUUACACAAUCUGCCAAAACAGAAGAGAGAGGGAGAGAAAAUUUAGGAAUGAACCAAGAUGAAGUUCAUGAAGACGCGGAAGACGACGAGGAGACUCUCACCCCAGGAGACCUUUUAGCAUUUGCCUGGCAAAUCAGCGAAGGAAUGGAGUAUCUGGCAAGGAAAGGAUUCGUGCAUCGCGAUUUAGCGGCCCGCAACGUUCUUGUUGGUGAUAAUAAGAUAGCAAAGGUAGCAGAUUUUGGUCUGACUCGGCACGUUUAUGAAGAGAAGGUUUAUCAUGCAAAAAGGAACCGGAAACUUCCCUUGAAGUGGAUGUCAGUUGAGGCCAUCUUUGAUCAAACCUUCACAACUCAGAGUGAUGUGUGGGCUUUCGGCGUGCUCCUGUGGGAGCUGGUAACAUUAGGUGGAACACCAUACCCCACAGUAAACAACAGAGAGUUGCUUCGUCUUCUCAAAAAUGGAUAUCGGAUGGAAAAGCCAGACAUCUGUAACGACGAAAUGUACAACCUGAUGAGGGAAUGUUGGUUGGAAAAUCCCUUCGACCGACCAACUUUUACCCUAAUCCGAGAGAGACUGGAAGAGAUGAUGCAGAAAGACAACCCAUAUUUGGACUUCAGCGUCCUCGAUGAAUCUCGGGAUUAUUACAAUGUGCCGUCUUUUAACAGUUUAAUAGAUGAAUCUGAAGAUGAUGUGUUUGAAAAAGAAGAAGGCUAUGAGUUACUUGAAGAGGACCAUAAAGAGAUAAUCAUUGAAAAAGAUCAGCCUAUCAAGGACUCGAAUAAAAACGAAAUUGCUCCCUCGCCAAAAUCUUCAAAGGAAGAAAAUAACGAGCCAGUUGAUGUAGACAAGAUUGAAUUUAACAACAUUGCUUUUCAGAGUAAAGACUUCAAUGAUCUCAAAGAGGAAAAGGUAGAUUUUGACGCUCUUGAAAUGGCUCUGUAUCGCCAUGGCGGCAGGCAUAGGAGCAUUGUCCUUUAAGCAGAAAUGAUGAGCCAAGGGCACCCCGAGAACAAAACUCAAGCCGACCAAAAGUAAGAAAGAAUCCAACAAGAAAUUUGAUAUCUAUCUUUACAAUCAUAGCACUUAAAAUACUCCAUAUUUUGUUUCGUUUUCUCAUGUUAUUAUUUUUUUUUUGGUCUAGUUAUUUAUCAGAGAAAAAUGUUUGCGAAAACCCUAAUUUGCAGUUUUCAUUUAGGUUUUUUCACUUUUUUUUUAAGUGGAUUUGCAACUUACAAGUUAAACCAAUACCCUUAAGACAACAGCAAUUUUUGCAUGAUCCUUUGACUGAGAAAACUGUAAAAAAAAAUAAAUCCUCUUUUAAUAAUUAAAGUUGUUUGUGUUAAACUUUAAGAGAACAUUGCUGAAAGCACGAGGAAAAAGGUUCAAAAUUUGUCUACUAUCGUACGCAGUAUAGAUAUACUAGUCGUUCGAAGCUUAAUAACUAAACAGGCUGAUCUCGUUUUUUAAUUCGGUUUUGCUCAAGCUCCUCCCUUUAUUCAGUAGCUACCAGCGAAUAGAUUGCGAGUAGCGUGGCCAAUCAGACCACAGCAUCUGCCAUAAACAAUUCGUAUUGCAUAGCAUUUAAUUUCAAUUUCUCUUUAUUUUUCGGCGCUUAAGAGGCAGAUGUUAGACAAACAUUUAUGAGUCCCAAUUUAACUGGGAGUGACUCUAUUACUAAUUUUCAGGAAUAACAUCAGUGGUUACUUCACGGGUUCAUUACGAAGCAACAAAAUGACUAGCUCCCAGUUGGCUUGAUAGCUUAAUGGUAGAACACUACACCAGUAUCGUAGAGGCCAUCGGUUCAAUUCCCGCAUACAGGCUUGAAAUUGUUCUUUUCAGGCUUUAUUUUUACUACUGCUAAGGAAGUGUUCGUUACCGCGAAGAUCACUCUCAUGUUCAAAUAUUAUUAGCGUUAUCACAAUUAUCGAUAUCACUACCAUUGCACGAGAAAAUUAUCUUACCAGAGCAAAAGAUUAUAAUCUCUUGUCCAGAAUUAUGAUGACAAAUUUAGGAAAACGAAAUUAAAAUUUUUAUAAAUAAUAUAGCUAAACGAACCGUAUACCAGUAACAAGAAAAUACUUUUACCGUAAAUUUAGGCCACAACUUUCCUUUUGUAAUUAUCCAACUAUGGAAAACCGAACGUAACCAGCAGGAUCUGGUUUUCUAUUAUAUUUAAUAAAUAUCGCUAUUAAGUAGCUUAUAAAAGACAUUUCAGGUCUU
Molecule: messenger RNA, 6170 nt
Organism: Pocillopora verrucosa
Lineage: Eukaryota; Metazoa; Cnidaria; Anthozoa; Scleractinia; Pocilloporidae
Biological process (GO): positive regulation of kinase activity; protein phosphorylation; cell surface receptor protein tyrosine kinase signaling pathway
Cellular component (GO): plasma membrane; signaling receptor complex
Molecular function (GO): transmembrane receptor protein tyrosine kinase activity; protein binding; ATP binding
Source: RefSeq, a predicted model, not a curated record